This is a messenger RNA of Gossypium raimondii (Peruvian cotton), 1417 nucleotides long. Its product is annotated as transcription termination factor MTERF15, mitochondrial. Gene Ontology annotation, molecular function: double-stranded DNA binding. Bases 167 to 1189 code for a protein of 340 amino acids. Gene Ontology annotation, cellular component: chloroplast. NCBI's taxonomy places the organism in Eukaryota, Viridiplantae, Streptophyta, Magnoliopsida, Malvales, Malvaceae. Gene Ontology annotation, biological process: regulation of DNA-templated transcription; chloroplast organization. The transcript is spliced from 2 exons. The record is from RefSeq and is a predicted model, not a curated record.
AAAGCCUUUCACAUUGAACAAGAAAAUACCCAUUUGAGGUUUUUGGAGGUUUCACCGGGGCCGGCACUGAGCUUCAGUUCAUUAAUUUUCCGCCGGAAAAAAAUCAGAUUUCAUCUUUAGGGCACGUCAAGAGGUUAGUGAGUGAGAUUCUUGAGCUCCAAUUCCUAUGUUUUAUUUCAUAAUUAGAACUAGUUUUGCUUAUGGGAGGCAAACCAUUGCAGCCUCUCAAAGUUCCAAUCUUUUAAUCUUUAAACAAUCAAGUGGUCUUAGAUUUUUCUUCAAUAGCUCAAAUGGACGCUCAUUUGCAGCUUCAUACCUUAUAAACAAAUGUGGAUUCUCCCCAGAAAUGGCUUCUCGGGUUUCAAAUUAUGUUCAUUUUGAAACCCCUGAAAAGCCUGAUUCUCUGAUUGCUUUCCUGGAAAGCCAUGGGUUCUCGAAUACCCAAAUCGUAAAUCUCAUCAAAAGACAGCCACUGUUGCUUGUUCUUGAUGCUGAGAAAUCCCUUUCGCCCAAAUUAGAGUUUCUUUACUCUAUAGGAUUUUCAAGGCCUGAGCUUGCUAAACUCUUGAGUAACUAUCCUCGUCUGUUGACAUCUAGUUUAGAGAAACAAAUUAUCCCUUCAUUUGAUUUACUCAGGAACUUGUUUCAAUCUCAUGAUAAGACUAUAAAGGCUAUAAAACGAUAUACCGGUGUUCUUGCCUAUGAUCCUGAGUCGUAUUUGUAUCCAAAUAUGAAUGUUUUGAGAGGAAUUGGAGUCCCCGAAUCGAAUAUCCUUACGCUGCUUAACUGUCAGCCUAGAUCGCUUUUGUUUAAUCCGGUUCGGCUUAAGGAGAUUGUGGAGGAAGUCAAAAGAAUGGGGAUUGAUUCUUCAAGGAAGAAGUUUCUUGUUGCGGUUUACGCUUUCAGAUCAAUGAGCAAAUCCACAUUAGAGAAGAAGAUUGAUGUUUAUAGGAGAUGGGGUUGGUCUGACCAAGCGAUUAACGAAGCUUUCCGGAGGUAUCCAAUGUGUAUGACGGUUUCAGAGGAUAAGAUCAUGUCUACAAUGGAUUUUCUGGUGAACAAAAUGGGCUACAGUUUGACUCGCAUUGCCAAACAACCGAGUUUCUUAACACGGAGCUUAGAGAAGAGGAUUAUGCCGAGGGCUUUGUUUGCUCGAGAAUUGAUAUCACAAGUCGAAGCCGAAGCUUAGUUUUGCUGGUUCAUACAAUCACCUUUACGAGAUGGCGUCCAAUUUGAAUCAAUGAAACACUUUUCAUAUGGAUAACUCUAACUUAUGAUGUUGGAUUGAUAAAGUAUUAAUUGUAUAUAAAGUUAUGGAAUGAUGUAAAAUUAUUUAAGUUUUACAUCGAUGUAAGUGGAUUCUUUUCUGUUACAUUUAUUCGAUAUAAAAAUAAAUUGAUAAAUUCAUUUCUUUAAA